This is a messenger RNA of Suillus subalutaceus, 1167 nucleotides long. RefSeq lists its product as uncharacterized. The transcript is spliced from 2 exons. Lineage: Eukaryota; Fungi; Basidiomycota; Agaricomycetes; Boletales; Suillaceae. The coding region runs from base 1 to 1167 and encodes 388 amino acids. The record is from RefSeq and is a predicted model, not a curated record.
AUGAGAUUCCGACCAAGGCCUGAUAAACCAAAGAGCGAUAAACCAAAAACCGACAAACCAAAAAACGACAAACCAAAAAACGACAAACCAAAGGACGAUAAAUCUAAAGGAGGUAAAUCAGAGGACGGAAAGUCAAAGGACGGCAAGUCAAAGGACGGUAAAUCAAAGGACGGUAAAUCAAAGGACGGCAAAUCAAAGGACGGCAAAUCAAAGGACGAUAAAUCAAAGAACCAGCUUAUCCGAGAUCAUCUUAUCCGAGAUCAUCUUAUUAUCCUAGGCCAUCUUAUUAUCCUAGGCCAUCUUAUUAUCCGGGGGCAUCUUAUUAUCCUGGGGCAUCAUUUCCAGGGGCAUCUUAUUAUCCGGGGGCAUCAUUUCCGGGGGCAUCUUAUUAUCCGGGGGCAUCAUUUCCGGGGGCAUCUCAUUAUCCGAGGUCGUUUGACCCCAGACCACCUCACGUCAGAUCAUCUCACUCCAGAUCAUACCCCCGCUUCGAUCCUCAUAUUACCCUCGCCACUUUCUGGUGCCCGCAUCGCCCUAACAUAUUUCAAUUUGUGCCUACGGGCGCCAAAACGACUCCCUGUGCAAUUUGAGUCUAUGAAGGUCGGAGAUGACUUCCUCAACUCACUGACCAUCGUCGCCGCCAAAUCUAGCGAGCUCAUGGGGCUACGCGAUAGCGUCAUGGACCACAUGAAGGAGAACUUCAUGCGAGCCUCGAGCCCUUCAUUUCCACAUAUGUCCUUGUUCUACCUAGACGAAUCCUUCAAAGGAGAACGCUCGCUGCUCAGAAAACAACUGUUAGAGACAGGAAGAGUCCACGAAAAAACAGGUGGAGAGGCAAAUUUUACGCUGAAUUGUACCGUGGAUGGUGCUGGGCCUUACUUUGAUGCCAUGAAAGGCUUUGAAGGAAUGGAGAUAUGGCUUGUUGAUAUCACUGAAGGAGUGGAAGAUUGGGUCGUCCUGGAUAGACGGGAUCUCAAGCCACGAAUGCCCAAGGCCAAGGUAUACGUGACAAGAGGCGAACCUUACUUUGAUAUAUUUGGCAAUGAAGGGGCGGAGCCUUACCAGGUCAGAGAAAUGGCAUCCUAUAUUCCGAGAUGGGGCGAACCCAGUCAUUUUGCUGGUGUGUACGGACCAAUGGCACCAUAUUAUCCCCUGGACACAAGGUAG